Molecule: messenger RNA, 1642 nt
Organism: Poecilia latipinna (sailfin molly)
Lineage: Eukaryota; Metazoa; Chordata; Actinopteri; Cyprinodontiformes; Poeciliidae
Gene: ngfb
Product: nerve growth factor b (beta polypeptide)
Exons: 2
Coding region: 130-714 (194 amino acids)
Biological process (GO): nerve growth factor signaling pathway; positive regulation of peptidyl-serine phosphorylation; cell surface receptor protein tyrosine kinase signaling pathway
Cellular component (GO): dendrite; axon; synaptic vesicle
Molecular function (GO): growth factor activity; nerve growth factor receptor binding
Source: RefSeq, a predicted model, not a curated record
GUGCUGCAUGGGGGCCAAAGCCAGGCCUUAUGGCACGAGGCGCCCAGAUCUCGCUGAGCUAUAAUUACAUCCUGUAGGAGCCUCUGAGGUGAAGCAGUUCACACGGAGACACUGAAAGAUCGUGUGCCCAUGAGGUCAUCCAUGCUGGUCCUGUUUCUGGUCUUCAGUGCCCAGGCUGUGGCCCCCAUCAUAGGGCUCUUGUGCAGCGUCACAACAGCACAACAGGACAACCCCACCUCCAUCCCCACUGUGGACCCCAAGCUCUUCAAUAAGCGCCGCCACCUCUCACCCAGGGUGCUUUUCAGCUCACAGCCCCCCGAUGCGGAGCCAGCAGGGGGACAGGGUGUCAGCAGGAGGACUCGAAGGCAGCCUCAGCACCGGGGGGUGUACUCGGUGUGUGAGAGUGUUAGUGUCUGGGUGGGCGACAAAACCAAAGCCACAGAUAUCUCAGGCAAUGAGGUGACAGUGCUCCCGUAUGUGAACAUAAACAAUGUUAACAAGAAACAGUAUUUCUUUGAGACGACGUGUCACGUCCCUCCAUCUGGAGGCUCGAGAUGUUUAGGAAUUGACGCGAGGCACUGGAACUCCCACUGCACCAACUCGCACACUUUUGUCCGAGCGCUGACUUCAUUCAAGAACCUGGUGGCUUGGAGGCUCAUUCGGAUCAACGUGGCGUGUGUGUGUGUGCUCAGCCGCAAAUCGUGGCAGCAGUGAAGAGUCACCCAUAGACUGGCACACAGAACACAAUAUAGACAGACACAUAAAAAUGCCGACCGGCGUGUUUCUGCAUAUAACUUAUCACCAAGGACUUCUCACCCUCUGCACAAAGUAAAUUAUUCUUGUAUGUGUCAAAGUAUCAGGACUGCAUGUAUACACACCAGACCUGGGUCAAAGAGUAUCUGCCAGUAGUUUUAGCCAUUGAAGUAUUAACAUGAUUGUGAAGGUGUUUUAAUCAGCUGCUGUUUUUAUAAAAGAGGCAGUUUGGUGAGGUACAUGUGUUCUUUUGCAACUAUUAAAGUAUUAGACUUUAUAGUUGGAAAUUAGAAAUGUUCUUGUAAAAACCAUUACCCGUGCUGCUUAAAAGAGCUGCAAAACUUGGUCAAUUUGCUACAUUUAGGAGAAUUUAUUGGCAGUAAGAUGCAUAAUAUCAAUUUAUUCAAACAAUUUAAAGUCACAUUAAAAUUAGAGUUAUAUUAUUGUCUGGUGGAAUUAGUCAGUUAAAUAGAGUUGUGUGAAAGAAAUUGGUUUCCUUAUUCCAUAUUCCUUACUUUUCUAUCUUUUGUUACACUUACAUGUUUAGGAUCAUCGAGCAAGUAGAUAACCAGAAUAAAUACAAAAACAUUGGUUGUUAAAUCAUUUUAUUUAGUAUUUAGAAAAUUUUUUUACACUAACCUGGUCCUAUGUGAAAACAAUAUUUCUUCUUAUUAAACUGUUAAUCCCUGGGAUUAACAACUUUUUAAAUUCAGCUUUUUCUCAUUCCACCAAGGAUUAAUUACUCACAUUAAGAAAAUUAAAAACAGAUGUUCUUGAUGGUGCCCAAAAUUUCUGGGGAUUUUUUUGGACUGAAGAGACAAACGUGGAACUUUUCAGGACGCAUGCAUCUGUUUACAUUUGGAGCAAAACUUAAACAGCAUUUCCACAA